Messenger RNA from Mandrillus leucophaeus (drill), 5931 nucleotides. It is a transcript of the gene CLIP1, whose product is annotated as CAP-GLY domain containing linker protein 1. Gene Ontology annotation, molecular function: microtubule plus-end binding. Gene Ontology annotation, cellular component: nucleus; cytoplasm; microtubule plus-end. NCBI's taxonomy places the organism in Eukaryota, Metazoa, Chordata, Mammalia, Primates, Cercopithecidae. The coding region runs from base 183 to 4493 and encodes 1436 amino acids. The transcript has 27 exons. The record is from RefSeq and is a predicted model, not a curated record. Gene Ontology annotation, biological process: positive regulation of microtubule polymerization; cytoplasmic microtubule organization.
AGGCUGUUAAAAAUGUUUGCCCAGCUUCUGGCAGGAUAUGAGCUGAUGCCUGCCUCGAUUCCACAGUCACCAUGAGAUUUAAUCCAGAGACUGACUUCACUAUAGAAGCCACAGUUGUAUCGAUGGUUGGGGAAAGAUAGUGGCAACAAGCAAAGGAGAAGCAGCUCUGACAUACAAAGAAAAUGAGUAUGCUAAAACCAAGCGGGCUUAAGGCCCCCACCAAGAUCCUGAAGCCUGGAAGCACAGCUCUGAAGACACCUACGGCUGUUGUAGCUCCAGUAGAAAAAACAAUAUCCAGUGAAAAAGCAUCCAGCACUCCAUCAUCUGAGACUCAGGAGGAAUUUGUGGAUGACUUUCGAGUUGGGGAGCGAGUUUGGGUGAAUGGAAAUAAGCCUGGAUUUAUCCAGUUUCUUGGAGAAACUCAGUUUGCACCAGGCCAGUGGGCUGGAAUUGUUUUAGAUGAACCCAUAGGCAAGAACGACGGUUCGGUGGCAGGAGUUCGCUAUUUCCAAUGUGAGCCUUUAAAGGGCAUAUUUACCCGACCUUCAAAGUUAACAAGGAAGGUGCAAGCAGAAGAUGAAGCUAAUGGCCUGCAGAUGACGCCUGCCUCCCGAGCUACUUCACCGCUGUCCACUUCUACAGCCAGCAUGGUGUCUUCCUCCCCAGCCACCCCCUCAAACAUUCCCCAGAAACCAUCACAGCCAGCAGCCAAGGAACCUUCAGCUACGCCUCCGAUCAGCAACCUUACAAAAACUGCCAGCGAAUCUAUCUCCAACCUUUCAGAGGCUGGCUCAAUCAAGAAAGGAGAAAGAGAGCUCAAAAUUGGAGACAGAGUAUUGGUUGGUGGCACUAAGGCUGGUGUAGUCCGGUUUCUUGGCGAGACGGACUUUGCCAAGGGGGAAUGGUGUGGUGUGGAGUUAGACGAGCCGCUUGGGAAGAACGAUGGCGCUGUUGCUGGAACAAGGUAUUUUCAGUGUCAACCCAAAUAUGGCUUGUUUGCUCCUGUCCACAAAGUUACCAAGAUUGGCUUCCCUUCCACUACACCAGCCAAAGCCAAGGCCAACGCAGUGAGGCGUGUGAUGGCAACCACGUCCGCCAGCCUGAAGCGCAGCCCUUCUGCCUCUUCUCUCAGCUCCAUGAGCUCAGUGGCCUCCUCUGUGAGCAGCAGGCCCAGUCGGACAGGACUAUUGACUGAAACCUCCUCCCGUUACGCCAGGAAGAUCUCCGGUACCACUGCCCUCCAGGAGGCCCUGAAGGAGAAGCAGCAGCACAUUGAGCAGCUGCUGGCGGAACGGGAUCUGGAGAGGGCGGAGGUGGCCAAGGCCACGAGCCACGUGGGGGAGAUAGAGCAGGAGCUAGCUCUGGCCCGGGACGGACAUGACCAGCAUGUCCUGGAAUUGGAAGCCAAAAUGGACCAGCUGCGAACCAUGGUGGAAGCUGCGGACAGGGAGAAGGUGGAGCUUCUUAACCAGCUUGAAGAGGAGAAAAGGAAGGUUGAGGACCUUCAGUUCCGGGUUGAAGAAGAAUCAAUUACCAAAGGUGAUCUUGAGACGCAGACCAAACUGGAGCAUGCCCGCAUUAAGGAGCUUGAACAGAGCCUGCUCUUUGAAAAGACCAAAGCUGACAAACUCCAGAGGGAGUUAGAAGACACUAGGGUGGCUACAGUUUCAGAAAAGUCACGUAUAAUGGAGUUGGAGAAAGACCUAGCAUUGAGAGUACAGGAAGUAGCUGAGCUCCGAAGAAGGCUAGAGUCCAAUAAGCCUGCUGGGGAUGUGGACAUGUCACUUUCCCUUUUGCAAGAGAUAAGCUCUUUGCAAGAAAAGUUAGAAGUCACCCGUACUGACCACCAGAGAGAAAUAACUUCUCUGAAGGAGCAUUUUGGAGCCCGGGAAGAAACUCAUCAGAAGGAGAUAAAAGCUCUGUAUACUGCCACGGAAAAGCUUUCCAAAGAGAACGAGUCAUUGAAAAGCAAGCUGGAGCAUGCCAACAAAGAGAACUCAGAUGUGAUAGCUCUAUGGAAGUCCAAACUGGAGACUGCUAUUGCGUCCCACCAGCAGGCGAUGGAAGAACUGAAGGUAUCUUUCAGCAAAGGGCUUGGGACAGAGACGGCAGAAUUUGCUGAGCUAAAAACACAAAUAGAGAAAAUGAGACUAGAUUACCAACACGAAAUAGAAAAUUUGCAGAAUCAACAAGACUCUGAACGGUCUGCUCAUGCUAAAGAGAUGGAAGCCUUGAGGGCUAAACUGAUGAAAGUUAUUAAAGAAAAGGAAAACAGUCUGGAAGCCAUCAAGUCGAAACUGGACAAAGCAGAAGACCAGCAUCUCGUAGAAAUGGAGGAUACGUUGAACAAAUUACAGGAAGCUGAAAUAAAGGUAAAGGAGCUAGAGGUUCUACAAGCCAAAUGCAAUGAACAAACCAAGGUUAUUGAUAAUUUUACAUCACAGCUCAAGGCUACUGAAGAAAAGCUCUUGGAUCUUGAUGCACUUCGGAAAGCCAGUUCCGAAGGUAAAUCGGAAAUGGAGAAACUUAGACAGCAGCUUGAGGCAGCUGAGAAACAGGUUAAACAUUUAGAGAUUGAAAAGAAUGCUGAAAGUAGCAAGGCUAGUAGCAUUACCAGAGAGCUCCAGGGGAGAGAGCUAAAGCUUACUAACCUUCAGGAAAAUUUGAGUGAAGUCAGUCAAGUGAAAGACACUUUGGAAAAAGAACUUCAGAUUUUGAAAGAAAAGUUUGCUGAAGCUUCAGAGGAGGCAGUCUGUGUUCAGAGAAGCAUGCAAGAAACUGUAAAUAAGUUACACCAAAAGGAGGAACAGUUUAACAUGCUGUCUUCUGACUUGGAGAAGCUGAGAGAAAACUUAGCAGAGAUGGAGGCAAAAUUUAGAGAGAAAGAUGAGAGAGAAGAGCAGCUGAUAAAGGCGAAGGAAAAACUGGAAAAUGACAUUGCAGAAAUAAUGAAGAUGUCAGGAGAUAACUCUUCUCAGCUGACGAAAAUGAACGAUGAGUUACGUCUGAAAGAAAGAUAUGUAGAAGAAUUACAGCUAAAACUUACAAAGGCUAAUGAAAAUGCAAGUUUUCUGCAAAAAAGUAUUGAGGACAUGACUCUCAAAGCUGAACAGAGCCAGCAAGAAGCAGCUGAAAAGCAUGAGGAAGAAAAGAAAGAAUUGGAGAGGAAAUUGUCGGACCUGGAAAAGAAGAUGGAAACGAGCCACAACCAGUGUCAGGAGCUGAAAGCCGGGUAUGAGAAGGCCACUUCUGAGACAAAAACCAAGCAUGAAGAAAUCCUGCAGAACCUCCGGAAGACGCUGCUGGACACAGAGGACAAGCUGAAGGGCGCACGGGAGGAGAACAGUGGCUUGCUGCAGGAGCUGGAGGAGCUGAGAAAGCAAGCCGACAAAGCCAAAGCUGCUCAAACAGCGGAAGAUGCCAUGCAGAUAAUGGAACAGAUGACCAAAGAGAAGACUGAGACUCUGGCCUCCUUGGAGGACACCAAGCAAACAAAUGCAAAACUACAGAAUGAAUUGGACACACUUAAAGAAAACAACUUGAAAAAUGUGGAAGAGCUGAACAAAUCAAAAGAACUCCUGACUGUGGAGAAUCAAAAAAUGGAAGAAUUUAGGAAAGAAAUAGAAACCCUAAAGCAGGCAGCAGCUCAGAAGUCCCAGCAGCUUUCAGCAUUGCAAGAAGAGAACGUUAAACUUGCUGAGGAGCUGGGGAGAAGCCGGGACGAAGUCACAAGUCAUCAAAAGCUGGAAGAAGAAAGAUCUGUGCUCAAUAAUCAGUUGUUAGAAAUGAAAAAAAGCUUGCCCAGUAACACUUUAAGAGAAUCCAAGUUCAUAAAAGACGCAGAUGAAGAGAAAGCUUCCUUGCAGAAAUCCAUCAGCAUAACUAGUGCCUUACUCACAGAAAAGGAUGCCGAGCUGGAGAAACUGAGAAAUGAGGUCACAGUGCUCAGGGGAGAAAACGCCUCUGCCAAGUCCUUGCAUUCAGUUGUUCAGACUCUAGAGUCUGAUAAGGUGAAGCUUGAGCUCAAGGUAAAGAACUUGGAGCUUCAACUCAAAGAAAACAAGAGGCAGCUCAGCAGCUCCUCAGGUAAUACGGACACUCAGGCAGACGAGGAUGAAAGAGCCCAGGAGAGUCAGCAAAUGAUUGAUUUCCUAAAUUCAGUAAUAGUGGACCUUCAAAGGAAGAAUCAAGACCUCAAGAUGAAGGUGGAAAUGAUGUCAGAAGCAGCCCUGAAUGGGAACGGGGAUGACCUGAACAAUUAUGACAGCGAUGAUCAGGAGAAACAGUCCAAGAAGAAACCUCGCCUCUUCUGUGACAUUUGUGACUGCUUUGAUCUCCACGAUACAGAGGAUUGUCCUACCCAGGCACAGAUGUCAGAGGACCCUCCCCAUUCCACACACCAUGGCAGUCGGGGUGAGGAGCGCCCAUACUGUGAAAUCUGUGAGAUGUUUGGACACUGGGCCACCAACUGCAAUGACGACGAGACCUUCUGAUGAAGCCUCAAGUGGAGGACACGGCUCUCUCAGAUGCACUCGCACUGACACAGCGUAACACCAGCAUUGUGUGUGCAGACUCCAAGAGAACUCAUGGUAUUUUUUACCCCAUCAGCAAAUCUAGGAAAAUAUUUUGAUCUUCAACAAAUUGCCCUUUAGUCUCCCCCUAUGAGUUAGAAGAAUAAAUAUUUAGUAGGUGAGUUUUCACCUCGAAUUUUGUUUUCUUGAUUUUCAAGUUUGAAGACAUUGCACCAGAUGCCAUUACAUUUAUUGUCCCUAGACCUCAUAGAAAAAUCCCUACCCUUAUAAUACCUUAUUUAAGUAACUUUAAAUUAUGCCGUUACUUUUCAUAUUUGCACUAAAAUAUUUCCAGGCUGCAUUUGUAUAUUUAGAUUUUUUGGUUAAGCUUUGACACUGGAAUGAGUUGAAAAAAUGUGCCAUUUUGCAUUUUCAUCUACUCAUUUAAAGUAUUUUAUUCUUAUUCAAAGAAAUAUCUGAGCUCUUUGCACUACCUGUUAUCAGUAGUGCCUUUGUUUCAGGCUUGAUAAUACUUAGGUGUGAUUAUAAAAUCAUGAAGCAGGUAAAGGGAGGGGAAAGCCCCCAAACUGCUGUGGGGACAUUUGAUAAUCUAUAUGCUGCACCCACUUAAUCUACUGUGGUGUUUUGUUUAUUAGUUUUCCAUAAUUUCAGCUUCUAUAUAUUAUAUGUAUAUAUUUUUUAAAAAUCUAUAUUUUGGGAAAAAAACAUACACAAUGUGUCUUUCUUUUUGGAUAUUUACCUUUUUGAAAAAGAAAACACUUAAAAUAAUCAUUAGGACAUAACGGACUAGGCCAGACAUAGCAUCAUGCGGCUUUGCAACAUUUUCAUUUGUUUGUUUUCCUUUUAUUUCUUAAACAGAUUUAAAUAACUGGAGGAAUUUUCUCCAAUUUUGUUUCCUUCUCUAGCAGGUAUCCCCAGCAGUCAGUUAACAAUAAGCCAGUAUAAAACGCCUAAAUUAACCAGUCUACAAUCUUCCUUUACAAGUUUUUUUACUGUUUUUAGAUGAAUGUACGAUGAGAAAUUCAACAUUAAUAAUUUUGGAUUUUCUUAUCACAAAAAAGAAAAUGAAGGACCUCAAAGCACCAGAACAGUUUAUUGACCAGUUUGAAUCUAUUUAUCUUCAUUUGAAUGUCUUCUAGAAUAUGUAAAAAGGAAUAAAAUGUAUCUUCCAUGCCACAUGUACAAUAAGAACUUCUAUAAUUGUAUAUAUGCCUUUGAUGUAUUUUCCCCUCAAGAUGAUCAACUGUAUGUUUGACAGUGAAUAUUAAAUCUGUUACCAGUUGAAAUUUUUGGUUAUAAAUGUAAUACAAAUUGUUUCACAAACAGAAAACAUGUAAAGCAGUAUUAAAAUUUGGCCAAACAAGUGUUCUGUAUCUACUUUAAUAAAUGGUUAUUCGUU